CUUCAACAUAUCAAGCUGCUUUUGGUUGUUUCCCUGGAAGAGAGGAGAAUUCUAUCCUAUCCUGCAGAAUUUUGCUUGAAACAGCAAUCAUCAUGGCUGAUCCCUUCACCCUCGAUCAACUCCAGGAACCAGUAAACCUGCCCUUCCCCGCAGUCACCAAACAGAGUGCUGGGCUGGUCAACGGUGUCCACACCGAUGUCACGCUCAUGAAAUUUAGCGACAGAAUCCUGGUCACGAUCUCGCAGAAAGGCCGACUGGGACACUGGCUUCACGUGCCGCUUGAAAACAGAAACCCCGGGACUGAGGGCUUGCACACCUUUUCUGAUUCUGCAGACGACAGUCUGCUCCCAAUCAACAGCCUGACUGCUACGUCCCUGCUGGGCGGUCGCGCUCCUGGCCAUGAGAUCGUCGGCCAGCUUUAUGCUCGUCAAAUAGCAAGUGCCAUUGUGACGAAGGCUCCUGACGAGAAGCGCAUGCUGGUCGUCGGACUUGGGCUGGCGACAGCCGAUGCUGAUCGGGAUGUCUUCUUUGCCAUCAUUGAUCUUGUGCUUCAGUGUCUCUGAGAAAUUGAGAUACGAGUUCGCAGAAAGCAUCGCUCAAGGAAACGGCGCCAUGAAUCCUCGCCGUGGAUCUUCCUGCUACAUUGCAUAGAUGCACAGGAGAGAUUUGGGGCAGCCACAGCUCCGAUGGGACGAUUCUCCCCCCCUGAUGAAGCCUUUGAGUGCGAGCCUUCUAGUGGUCUUGAAUGCCUCGCUGAACAACCUCUUGACGAAAUACGCCCCAUCAAACUCAGUAUCAAUCGUGAAUCGCAACAAUAAUCAAAUUGUGGACGCUCAGAUGCUCAGCC
Aspergillus heteromorphus CBS 117.55 is the source of this 847-nucleotide messenger RNA. RefSeq lists its product as uncharacterized. NCBI's taxonomy places the organism in Eukaryota, Fungi, Ascomycota, Eurotiomycetes, Eurotiales, Aspergillaceae. The transcript is spliced from 2 exons. Gene Ontology annotation, biological process: proteasome assembly. The record is from RefSeq and is a predicted model, not a curated record. The coding region runs from base 93 to 563 and encodes 156 amino acids.